This is a messenger RNA of Amoebophrya sp. A120, 5565 nucleotides long. Lineage: Eukaryota; Dinophyceae; Syndiniales; Amoebophryaceae. The record is from the annotation of a GenBank genome assembly.
UUGAGAGAACGCACGCGGCGGCCCGGAGAGCGAUGUUGAAUGUGGGGACCUGAUAUAUAUAAUCUUGUUCUUGCGCGGCUGUUGUACCAAGAGCAACACAGAAUGAAAGUCGUUGGGAGCAGCGACGCCACUGCAGCAUCAUCUGCAUCGUCCUCCCCCGCUGUUGAGAGUAGGAGCCGCGGAGUUUUUACUCGUCGCGUGACUACCGCAGCCCCUCUGCAGACCGCAGCAACGGCCGUUGCCCCCUGUGCAAAGCAGUUUCGCGUCCUUUUGUUACACGACACUGCUCGUCGUUCCUGCUGCUGUGAAGCAAGGAUAGAAGGAGCAGCCAAGAGAAAAGAACCGCCGAACGUGAAGACCACUACGCCAGCGCUCGAGAAGUCACGAGCCAAAACUCGCUGGAAGCAGCGCUGGAAACAAGGUGGUGGGACGUCGAGUCGUCUUGAGACCUGUGUCCAUUUAUGCAGGAAGAAUCUACUCUUUCGCGCAGCGCCCGCGAUAUGUUGUCUUCUCUGGAACUACAUCAACUUUUUCUUCCUUUUGUCCUUCGCGAAGAUCGAAAGCAAAAACAACACUCCGGUGGAGAAGAAGGUCACCGUGAAAGAGACCGUUUUUGACUCUCCGAUAGAUCGCAUGGAGUGGUGCGGGGACGACAACGAAGUGGUGCUGAUUUUAACCCGGAGGGGCAGACUCCAUCGCUCUUCAGACGGCGGCGUUCGAUGGGACGACAUCACCGCGCAGCUCGGCGACGCGAACGACAACUCGUUCGACUCUUUCUUGGUCUCGCCGGCGGAUAAAAGGGUAUAAGUAAGGACCACGUAUCACCAGUACAAUAGACGACUAUCACUUGAUGUUGAGACCUAUGUCUCCGACCGUAUAGAUACUUGCGUUUCAUCAUCCCAGGCCAGGGAGCCUCCCCUUGGUUGUGAGUGCAUGUAAAAAUUUUCGCCCUAGGUAGUCGCGCAAAACAAAAAAGUGCACUGCUUAAGUUGAACUUGCCUCACGAUUUCAUACACAGUAUCUCGUCGCCGUGGGUACUUCCAAAUCCCAUUUCGUGUCUUCCGACGCUGGCAGAUCGUGGCGGAAGUUGAAGCAAAAGGCAACGAUCCACACCUUCGUGUUCCACCCAACCAAAGGGCAAUGGGCUCUCCUCUCUAGUUGGACGGACAGUUGCAACGAUAGCGCCGCAGAAAAGCGGACCAGCGCCGGGAGCAAGGCGGAAAAGGCGCUCAGCGGACGGGGGGGAAGUCAACAGCCGUGUGUGCAUAACUUGUUCGUCACCAAAGACCUCGGUAUUUUAUAUUCGAUUGAUGCGUGCACAAGCGGUCUUUCUUUUCACUGUACGUAGUAGAAGAGUGGUAGUAAGUACCAUGAUAUCCUUGCCGGAGUCAGCACUAGGACUAAAAUGGAAGGCAGCACGACCAGGCAGCGCAAUUCGUUCUUUCGUUCAAACAAACUCCUCCAGGCGUUACCUUCACCCUCGUGAGUUCCUACGUGGUUCAAUUCGCUUGGGGCGAAGUAGAAUCCGCAGCCUCGACAUCAACUUCGCAGCCACAAGGCGGAACGUCCGCAAGCUCCCCCCAGCAACUCCCUCCUUCCGGAAAGGAAAACCUCAUUUACUUCUCCCAUUUCAACCAAAAAUCCGGCAACCAGCCGAAAUUGCUCGCCUGGUCGCUCGGGGUCGACUUCUGCGUCACCGAGGACUUCGGCAGGAAUUACCAGACCCUCGUCCCCGCCGGGAAUAAGUUUGGCAUCUUCACCGGGUACAUUUUCGUCGCGAAACUGGACAACGCGGCCACGCAGAACGUCGCACUGAUGGUGUCCACUGAUGACGGAAAAAGUUUCGGUCGGGCGAAGAUCGGCGAGCAAUUGGAGGAGUAUCAAGUGUAAAAAUGUCUGGGUCUGGAAGAUUCUGACACUUGUCAUGCACGUUUUGCAUGAGCCCUGAUGUCUGUGAUGCAUACCCUAGCAAUACAGUUUUUUUGAGGGCUUCUUGAUGCGUAUUCCGCAUGACAAAUGCCUUCUCCGCGUAGCAGAAAUUACAUUCCUUUUGGUACUCAUGCAAUACAGAUUUUUUUGGAAUCCAAAUGCAGCAUCACAAGUUGCAUUCUUCCAGACCCAGACAUUUUUACAUUUGAUAAGGAGAAGUCGUACACAAUUCUCGACACGUCCGAGGGCGCGGUUGUGCUCCACGUCCACCUAUCAAAUGUAAAAAUGUCUGGGUCUGGAAGAAUGCAAGAUUUGUGAUGCAGUUUUUCCAUGACCCGUAACCCCUGGAAUGCAGCACCUAGCAUGACAAACGCUGCGAGGCGUCUAUCAUGCCUAUUCUGCAUGAGAAACUCCCUGUCAAACUGUUCAAAAGUGGACAUCUUUUGGCAAUCAUGCAACACAAAUUUUUGCAUGCUUCAGAUUCAGCAUGACAAGUUGCAUUCUUCCAGACCCAGACAUUUUUACAGUUGAUACCACCACGGCCACAUCGGCGACACGGACGUGGGUCACGUGUACAUUUCUGAUGCGAAGGGGCUGCGAUACACCAAGUCCCUCUCCGCCAACGUGCGGAGUAACGAUGGUACGUGUGACUUCGACAAGGUGGGCGGUAUCGACGGGAUCUACAUGGCAAAUCAGGUGGACACGGACGAGUUGUAUGGGAACGACAACGCCGAGGACUUGCGGGAAGACGUCGCCGACGCGGAAGAGGAAAUCGCCAACAAAAAUAUCGCGGGAGGUGCGGGACCCAGUGCGAUGAAAAAGGGGAAGAGCGAAUCCAGGGUGCGGACGGUCAUAUCCUUUGAUAAGGGAGGCACCUGGAGCGUCAUUGCGCCGCCGGAGUUUGAUAGUUUGGGUACAAGAACUUCUACGCAUAGAUAGUUAGGUCCUUUCAGAUAAUUACCCUGUUUUCGCUUUUUGUUUUUUCUGUUCAGUGUUCGCAAAGACUUACCGGCUCUUCUUGUCAUGGUAGAUGUAGGCUGCGGAUGAAUUUGUACCACGCCUAAAAUUUAUAUCAAGGUCAACGCGUCGACGCCUGUGACCAGCUCCGAAUACAACAAUCGUCCACUUCCUCCCCACAAUCCUGCAGUCUGCAUCUCCACGGCACCACGAGUGCGCUGAUGGGGACGAAUUUUGCGCCCUUCUACUCCAUGCCCUCCGCGGCCGGGAUUAUUCUCGGCACGGGUAACGUGGGCCCCUACCUGCGGUACGAAGACGCGAACACCUUCAUUUCCAUCGACGGCGGGCUCACCUGGAUCGAAGCGCACAAAAAACCCUACAUCUACGAGAUCGGAGACCACGGGGGGCUGAUCGUGAUGGCCCCCAGUACGAAGAAAACCCGGGAGGUCAUUUUUAGCUGGAACGAGGGGACCAGUUGGUUUGAGUUCGAGAUGGCAAAAAGCCGGAUUGAGGUGGACAACAUCGUGACGGCGCCGAAUUCCGUGACCACAUCGUUUCUGGUGCACGGAGCGCGGGGGACGUCAGGGGUGGUGUACCACAUGGACUUCGCCGCUCUGGGUACUAGUUGAAAGGGUUUUUUCUUGCUGAAAAUCGACGCUUGCUUCUUCGAUAAUGCAAACACUAACUGAGUUGUGCCAACAUCAAGAAGUCCUGAGUGCGCAACAAGUUUGUCAUAUUACACAGCAGGACAUGGUCCAUUUCUGACAUUCAUUCUGGUUUACUACCAAGGUAUGCCGACCUGCGUCAACCCUUUCGGCGCUGGCACUGUGGCGAGCGACUACUACAAGUGGAGCCCGAGCGAUAACGGCGGUGCGGCUGCGACUGCCGCGACGACCCAACAGAGCCAGAACAACCCGAAGAAAUGUUUGCUAGGAAAGCAAGUCAUCAUCACCCGGCGGAAGCCGACCUCGGAGUGCUUCAACGGGGAAAAGUUCGAAAGACCCGUUUUUCAGAAGAACUGCGAGUGCAGCCAAGUGAACUUCCAGUGCGAAAUGGGGUUUCAAAGGGCGGUGAUGAAAAACAGCUAUGGAGGAGGUGGGCAGGGCGGUUAUAACCCUGCUGGCGGGCCGCAGGUGGCUGAGUGUCUUUUAGAGGAUCCGGAGCUCGCUGCGCCGGACGACUGUGAAAGUGGCAGGGUAAUAACGCUGGACGCGUAUAGGAAAACGCCGGGGGAUACCUGUGAGGGAGGCUGGUAAUGAUAAUGUUUCUAAGUAGGCUUGUUUCACUAGCAGUGCGAAUACUUAAUAGGAUAAGCAACCACGACGCAACACACUGACUAUGCCUGCACGAUGUACGGCAAGAAAUACAAAGCAGUACGUUGAGACUGGUUCUGGUCUUUAUCAUGACUCCGAAAUAAAAAAGCUCCAACCCUUAAAUAAACUAACAGGAAACCUGCCCCCGUCCAGAUGACGUGUCCUAGCGGGAAGUCGUGGCUCUCGUUCACCACUCUGUUCCAGCUUUUCCUCUUCUGCACCGUCCUCUACUGCGCCUACCACUACCUACCCCCCGAAUUCGUCUUUUUCCUGACCGAUAAGUGCCACACGGUUUUCCAAGUCCUGCAGGUGAUUCGGCACGGAAACCAGCACAAGUUUGGCGGUAUCACAACAUUCAACGACGUCAAAUACGGCAACAUCCAGCUGGACCAGCUCCCCGAGUCCGCGGCCGAGUCGGUCGGCACCCGGUGGGAUUACGAGGGCACGAUCGACGACGAUUUCCUGGCCGACCCAACGGGGAACUCCCCCAUGGAAGACGCCCCGACACUGAUGCACUUCGACGCGCCGAAAGUAACGGAGGAUAUCCUAAACGGCGCGGAGCCGGUCCGGAUCAGUCGCGGCUUAACGAGCGCCGCGACCUCGGUGCCGCGGUUAGAUGCCCCGUUGGGGAUGAGUAGUGCUGGAGGUGGAGCAGGUGGGGCAUCACUGCAGCCGGGUUCUUUUGGAGCUGUGACCGCAUCAACUGCUAUAUCCGCGGGUUUGAACAGCAGUAGUGGCUUCAAUGCAAACGACGAAGACAUCUUCAAAAGCGGCUCCUCCAGUCUAGGGGGCACUUUUGACGAUUUGUUGUGAGCAGGAGAGGCUUGCGCUCAUUUCUGUGUUGAACAAGAAGUAGAAACACAACUAACUUAUUUAGCUGCUUAUAGCUUUAUUUUAGUCCUCUAAUUAGUUUUUGCUGGUGCUAAUUUGAUGUUUUUGUCACUGAGAUACUGAGAAUGCAAAAAUGUCGCAUGUGAUUACUUGAUUUCAGGAAAUGAGAGAGCCCCUGGCGUGCCACUUUUCCCGUCUGGGCACGAAAAAGAGGCCCUUUACAACAUGGUAAUUUUGCAAUUUUCGCAUGCACUUUUGGUUGCGCUUUUCGUUUUCCAUGUAUGACUCGAACAAGGAAUGAAAAUUCAGCACAAGAUUCUUGAUGUAAGUGGGAGGCGUUAUUGUGGCAGGUAUAAAUAAAAACCCGCAGAGUUGUUUGUUCCUCGCGUCAUCAUUCCUACUUUUGUUGAAAGUCGUGUAAUCUGCAAGAACGUGCUCAAAGUCGCCCCCCAAAGAAAAACCGGAAUCAUUCAAAAACGCACCAGGUUGUUGAGGGUGUGCUGCUGCCAAGGACGAAAUCGAAAGCCAAAUUUAU